AAUUUCGAACGACUCAAAUUUGGCAUUCGGUUCGAUUUUCAUUUCGGUUGUGAUCUCUGUUUCAUGAUCAUUAAAUAUUAUGAUCUUCUUGAAAACACUCAGUUCAAUAACAUGGGUACUUUUCUUUUCGAAUUUUGCCUUUUCUUCGGCCUUUUUUCGUUAUGAACAACUAUACCGUCAGCGUUGGCUUGAACAACACAUUUCAAAAACCAAUCUCAGCUAUGAAUCGUCACCAGAGCACCAUUUUCAGCAAAAGCUAGAUCAUUUCAACCUAAACAACAAAGACAUCUGGUUACAACGGUAUUGGGCGGACUCAACGUUUUAUAAGAAAGGUGGGCCAGCAUUUCUUGUGAUAGAAGGCGAACAGCAAGCUACAGCGGCCUUCUACCAAGGUACCGAAUGGAAAAAUUACGCGCGAAAGUUCAAUGCAAUAUUUUUCUAUUUGGAGCAUCGAUUUUAUGGCCGUAGUUUACCAAAAAGCGAUACCAGCACACAGAAUCUGGUCUACCUGAGAAGCCAACAAGCUCUAGCAGACAUAGCAAAUUUUAUUCGUCACUACAAUAAUAUAUUAUCUACUGAUACUAAAUGGAUCGUGUUCGGAUGUUCGUAUGCAGGAACUUUGGCUGCGUGGGCUCGUCUCAAGUAUCCUAAUCUCGUACACGGAGCAAUUUCUUCGAGCGCCCCACUUGUAGCUAAGGAGGAUUUUACAGAAUACUUCCCAGUUGUCAAAGAAUCGCUGGACUUUUAUAAACCAACCUGUGCCGACAAAAUAGCUGAGGCUAAUAAGCAACUUAGCAGUUUGAUCCGAAGUUACGAUGGUACAAGACAGGUUCAAGAACUAUUGCGUCUAUGCUGUACUGUGGGAUACAGCAUGGAAAGUAUAUCAAAAUUGUUCAGCGCAGCGCUCUCUUAUAUUGUAUAUUAUGUUCAGUAUAAUUUCAAACAGAAUAUUGAAAAUUUUUGCAAUAUUAUGAUAUCUUCUAAUGCUUAUUUACCGCUGCAUCUGUACGCUUCAGCCAUACGAUCAGAGUUGAAAAAUUGGAAUCACAUUUGUCUGAAUAAUUGCUACAGAAAUGAUAUCGACAAAUUGAAAUAUACUCGUACAAUAAAUGGAAACCCUGCGGAUAACGGGAGACAAUGGAUGUAUCAAAUUUGUACUGAAUUCGGUUGGUAUCAGACUACUAAUAAGUCGACCUCGGAUUCAUUAGGAGCUGACAGUCCUGUAGAAUACUUCAUCAAGCAAUGCGAAGAUAUAUUCGGUCCAAAUUUCAAUGAUUUGCUGCUGAAGAGGGUGGUUAAUGAGACGAAUACUUUUUACGGAGGAUUGAAAAUUAACGUUGGAAACAUCGUAUUCAUUCACGGAUCAAUUGACCCUUGGCAUUCUAUUGGCAUCACUCGCGCUGAAAUUCCAAACGCACCUUACAAGACCAUCUACAUCAAAGGAGCCGGUCACUGUGGUGAAAUAUUUCCACCCAAAAUUUCUGAUUCUGAGGAGGUGAGAAAAGCUCAAGAAGAAAUCGCAAACACAUUACAAUCUUGGUUACAAAAUUAGUACAUAGAUAACCCGAAAAAUAAGAAAUUCAAAGCCUAACUCUAAGCAGGGAUCUUUUCGAAUUUCAAUUCCAUUCUUCUUCGAUAACAAUAAAUUCCAACAUCACUCGAAUCAAUCAAUAGGUACUUAUGUAUCUAUGUACCUACUUAUAUUUUCCCAAUGUCAGCUUAUUGACCAGAUGAAUGAUUUUUUUAUAUUUAUUAUUUCUAAUUUAUGAUUAAAAUUAAUUGAAUACCUACCUAUGUCUAUCCUCAUGAACAAAUUAAUUUUAUUUUUAUCAACAUAAUUUUUAGACAUUUUUCCUAGAUUAUGAUUAAGAACACAAAUAUUCCUCAAUAUUUUAAACACAAACACUUUACUCAGCUUUGUUAAUCAUUAAUUUAGUAAAUAUAUAAAUAUUCAGAGCAUUUUGAAACUACAUAUGAAUUCAGCCACUGCUAACUUCGAAUUUCUCAAGAUUCAGGUUGAAAUUACUAUAUCUCAUUCAUAAAUAUGGCAUGGGAUAAAGUUCAGAGACUAAACUAUUCUCUCUUUCAAGGCCGUCGAAAGCCAAAAGGAGCACAUCAUAGACGUGAUUAUGGCUCCUCUUUUAAACUUGAAAAUCGACCCG
This is a messenger RNA of Planococcus citri (citrus mealybug), 2162 nucleotides long. Its product is annotated as putative serine protease K12H4.7. The record is from RefSeq and is a predicted model, not a curated record. Gene Ontology annotation, biological process: proteolysis. Gene Ontology annotation, molecular function: dipeptidyl-peptidase activity; serine-type exopeptidase activity. NCBI's taxonomy places the organism in Eukaryota, Metazoa, Arthropoda, Insecta, Hemiptera, Pseudococcidae. Bases 80 to 1552 code for a protein of 490 amino acids. The transcript is spliced from 9 exons.